Messenger RNA from Solea senegalensis (Senegalese sole), 2067 nucleotides. It is a transcript of the gene atp6ap1la, whose product is annotated as ATPase H+ transporting accessory protein 1 like a. Lineage: Eukaryota; Metazoa; Chordata; Actinopteri; Pleuronectiformes; Soleidae. The transcript has 7 exons. Gene Ontology annotation, cellular component: proton-transporting V-type ATPase complex. Bases 676 to 1638 code for a protein of 320 amino acids. The record is from RefSeq and is a predicted model, not a curated record.
UUUCCUGGAAAGCAAAGUACAACAGUUAUGUGGCAAAUCUAAACUUAAACUGGUAUGACUUUUUUUUUACUAGAAAAAUUACAAUAAUGGUGUUAUAAUUAAAGCGGUGAAUGUUCAUUCAUAAGAUUUGUUUCAAAAAUAAAAUCCUAUAGUGGUAAAGCACAGGUGUAAUAUGUUCCUCAACUUAUAAGUCAUUUCUAAUUUUUAGUUAAUUUUGGACCAAAUAUUUAUUAUGAGUAUAUCGUUUCUACAUUUUUUUAUGUAAAAUAUCAGUUACCAUUAGUAUUGUGAUACAAUUUUAAGCUAAUUGCCCAUCCCUACUGAGUAGUUGCUUUUAUCUAAAACGUUUGACUUUUCCCCCCCACAUGACCGGGCUUUCCUGACCAGACUAGAUGUUGAGUGGACCCCAGCUCAAAUGACUUUGGGACCCCUGGUUUAAGUGACCGACGAAGAAUGACUGACAGUGAGCCAACUUGCAAAACACCAGGACCAGUCAUCUUCAGUCACGACUCACUUCUUGCUGUUCAUGUUGGUCUCCAUCAACUGUCUGUCUGUGAUUGGAUGAUGCAUGAGUAUGUCAAAGGGGCUUAAAGUCAGUGGCCUGAUUAAAGUGGAUUACUAGGAAGAGAGGAGGGACAAAGACUGUACCAGCAUCACACUCUGGUCACCACAGCAAUGACUUUACCGUGGAAACACUGUUGCAUCUUUCUCCUCCUACAUCUUGAGCCUUCUUCUACCUGCCUCGAUGGUCAACCUGCUGACAGUGUGCAGCUGUUCACGGUAUACAAGAAAGAAGCUGCAAAAUCUCCUCUUGGCCAAAAGCCGCCUCCUCUCCAGUCUCCAAGUGUUGCACAGAGGAGGUUACUUCAGCUGCCAGGAGCUGCAGUGCCCUACCCUCCCCUCAAGGUAAUGUCCAAUGCAGAGCCAUGCAUCAUGUUCCAGGCCCGGAAACUGUCUCUGCGCUAUGAGAACCAGAAGCAGCUGGACCUGACAGAGCAGGCUUUUUCCCCUAAGAAGACUGUGGACACCAGCCAGUCUGUCUGCUAUCACGACAAGGCUGUGCUGGUCAUGAGGUUUGGUGAUGUAGAAGAUUUAAGAAGCCUAUCUAUCAGACUGCAGCUGUCCAACACUUUCUACGAGUCUUCAGGUCAGUGGUGGUUCUCUGUGAACAGUGUCUCUCUGCUCUACAACAUGUCCGGAGAGGCAUCAUUCAAUGCGAGCGAGGUUUAUGCUCCCACCUCCUCUUCCUACCACUGUCUCCAUGUCAGCAACCUGCAGCACCACAGCGCCCUGCUGCUGCCCAGCAGCGACCAUGCCCACCGCUGGACUGUCACCUUCACCGACUUCCGGAUUCAGGCGUUCAACAUCUCCUCUGGCAGGUUUUCUGCUGCGAGCGACUGUGUCACCCUCCUGACACCAGCCAUCCUCAUGGGCCUCAUCUCUUCCCUCAUCCUGCUGCUGGUCCUGGUCUAUGCUCUGCACAUGGUCAUCCACCUGAAACACAUUGACAACGAACACAAAGCUGAAGUCUACUUCCCACAAAACCCCGAACAACGAAAACCCUGUUAUUUGGAAAAUAAUGCAGAGGAACAUUAUCUUCAGUGUGAACAGGAAAACCGAUUUGAUGCUGACCACUGACACCAAACCUAAUUUUUUACAUUGAUGUUAAUAGUGUUUUGUAAUUUGUGAAUUUCUGUGUUUGUUUUUAUAACAAGUUUCAUAAAAAUACAGAUUGAAAAAUGAAAAUUUGUUUUAUUCUGCUUCCUUUUACUUUACCUUAAUGUGCUAAAUUACUAGCAACCAGGAGGUUUUUUCCUCUUUAUGUUCCAAAGCAGAAAACAUUAAACCUAGGCUGAACUCCCAAUUCUAUGCCGUGAACACUCAAUUUGUAUAAUAUAGUAGUAAUUACAUUUUCGGAGUAUAAUCACCUGAAACUUAGAAUCAUAUAAACAUGAGUUCUAAUGAAUGAAGCUGCUGAGUUUAACUUUUGAUCAUCCCUUCACACGUCUGUAUGUACGUACCUGUUGAUUACAUCUAUGUUUACAUACAAUGUGAUCUCUUUGCUUA